Messenger RNA from Hemibagrus wyckioides, 1933 nucleotides. It is a transcript of the gene tmem179bb, whose product is annotated as transmembrane protein 179Bb. The record is from RefSeq and is a predicted model, not a curated record. Lineage: Eukaryota; Metazoa; Chordata; Actinopteri; Siluriformes; Bagridae. The coding region runs from base 100 to 753 and encodes 217 amino acids. The transcript is spliced from 5 exons.
AAGAGCCCCGUGCUUCACGUCACCCUACUCAGUCCUCCUAGAGGAAUGCAUGCUUGAGCUCAGUGUGUUUCUAUCUGAAGGACAGAGCAUGUGUGGACAAUGGGGAUGCCAUGGUUGCUGGCGCUGGAACUCGUGCUGCAUGCUGGAUCGUUCAUGUGUGGAGUGAUAACGGCUGCCUCGGUCACCAUCACACAGGGUCACUUUGCAGGACAGUGCAUCCUCUAUGGCAGCAUCUACUUCAACACAUCUGACCAGUCCUUGACAAUAGAAAGCUCCAGUUCCCCAUCGGUCUGCUAUUUCGUGUCAGCCAUCUCCAUGUGUGAGGCCAUUUAUUGCUUCUCCCUCAUUCUCUACUGGAUCUACGCAAGCUGUGUGGAUGAUUACAUUAAAAGGAGAAGUGUUUGGCUGAAUGCGUCCCUCUGCAUGUGUGGACUCCUCCUCCUUUUUCUCUUGAUGUCAGGGUGUAUUCUGAGGAUUGGUAGAGACAACCUGUGUCUCUCUGUCCUUCACAACAACACCACCAUCAGUAGUUGUCAGGACGCGCAGAAUAUGACAUGGUCAAGUCCCUAUAUAGGAAGUGAAUUUUACAAACAACUGCACAGCGCUGAGAAAUCUGUGUGGGUGAGUUUCUUCUUCUGGCUGUUGGUUGUGGCGGUUGUGGUGGUGCAGAGACGACAGGCUCUUAGUGAGGAGGACCAAUGGAGCUGUGAUGAAACCGAGCCCUUCCUCCACCGCCCGGCUCGAGUCCUGUGAACCCCACCACACACCCACACCUCAACACCGGCCACAGAGGACUGACUAGAAGACACGUCUAAAAGAAAUUGGGAGAAUUAAAUUGUCUGAAAAGCUUAUUUGUUGUAUUUGUUUUCCGCUGUUUUUCAAGUUGAACUUGUCCUUUAAAAACUAUAUUCUGAAUAUUUUAGGAAUAUUUUGAUAAGAACACUAUGAGAUCGAUAUAAUUCAGUCAAUGGUGAAGUAAGAAUGAUGGAUUUUUUGAGCCGUGCCUUAGCCAGACUUAAAUGCAUAUUAAAGAAAUGGACUUACUUCCUAGAAAAAACAGAUUGAAACUCUGCAAGGGGAAGUACAAUAAAUGUAUUUAUUUAAAAUAUUGUAUUAAACGUGUUCUUUCAAAGCCGAACAUUCCUACCACAUGGAGUAUCUCCUGUACAUGGCACCUGUUAGUGGGUGGGAUAUAUUCGGCAGCAAGUCAACAUUUUGUCCUCAAAGUUGAUGUUAGAAGCAGGAAAAAUGGACAAGUGUAAGGAUUUGAGCGAGUUUGACCAAAAGGGCCAAAUUGUGAUGGCUAGACCACUGGAUCAGAGCAUCUCCAAAACUGCAGCUCUUGUGGGGUGUUCCCGGUCUGCAGUGGUCAGUAUCUAUCAAAAGUGUCCUUUAAGUCCUGUAAGUAUCCUAGCCUCCAUGGAGGCCUCACCUCGUUACUUACAUGACUUAAAAGAUCUGCUGCUUACAUCUUGGUGCCAGCCCACCUUCAGGGAUCUGGUGGAGUCCAUGCCUCCUCAGGUUAGGGCUGCACUGUGUAUUCUGACCCCUUUCUAUCAGAACCAGCCUUCACUCCCCACGUGCAUCGAUGAGCCUCGGCCGCCCAUGACCCUGUCGCCGGUUCACCACUGUUCCUUCCUUGGACCACUUUUGAUAGAUACUGACCACUGCAGACCGGGAACACCCCACAAGAGCUGCAGUUUUGGAGAUGCUCUGAUCCAGUGGUCUAGCCAUCACAAUUUUUUGGUCAAACUCGCUCAAAGCGGUGCUGAGGUAUUUCUCUUGCCAGAAAUGUAAUGCAAAAAAAAUUAAGUAAUGUUCAGUUUUCUGGUGUGGAAUAAAGACUUUGUUUAAAUUACUGAAAUAAUUUUCAGAGCCCUCGCAUCCCUCCAGUGUGAUUUGUAAUUGCGAUUAAAGUAAUUUUACAAGCCUU